Molecule: messenger RNA, 538 nt
Organism: Corticium candelabrum
Lineage: Eukaryota; Metazoa; Porifera; Homoscleromorpha; Homosclerophorida; Plakinidae
Exons: 1
Coding region: 42-473 (143 amino acids)
Source: RefSeq, a predicted model, not a curated record
CUGGUAAAAUUAGGAAUCUCUGAAAACACCUGCCUCAGGAAAUGAAAUAUUUAAUUGUGCGGUUAGGCAAAGACCGUAAAACCUUUGAGUUCUUUGAUGCUAUGGAUGAUUUGUUUGGAGUUCGACCCAACGUCAAUCCAGUGGCAACAGCGAGCAGCAGUGGAACAGGUGACACAGGUAUUGGUGUUACCCAAAUUGAUGAUAGCCAGCCAGAAGAUGACAAAAAUGACACUGAGUCAGCAUUACCAUUAUCAACUGCUAGAUAUAAAGUAAGGCGUCCAAAGAAGAGGGCAAGGGCCAUCGAUUUGGAAGAAAUUCCACAGUGGCUUCAAAAGAUAAGAGAGGAGAGGAGUAAGGAAGACGAGGCAUGGCGCGAGCAGCGAUUUCGAAUGCAUGAGGAGAAAAUUGCAAAGCUCAAUGAACUCAUUAAUUUACUAAAACCUAAGCAGUAUUAUCCUAUCGUACUUACCUAAAUGGUUGUAAACUUGUCAGUUGACACUAAUGUUGUUGAGUCCUAUAUAAUAGAGUUCUAGCUAUA